Molecule: messenger RNA, 1059 nt
Organism: Erythranthe guttata (spotted monkey flower)
Lineage: Eukaryota; Viridiplantae; Streptophyta; Magnoliopsida; Lamiales; Phrymaceae
Product: endonuclease V family protein
Biological process (GO): DNA repair
Cellular component (GO): cytoplasm; nucleolus
Molecular function (GO): RNA endonuclease activity producing 5'-phosphomonoesters, hydrolytic mechanism; single-stranded RNA binding
Source: RefSeq, a predicted model, not a curated record
UCUCUAACCCCAUUUCAUCAGAUUCUCCCAUGGAAGAACAACCUUCAACCUCACAUAAACACACCUCUCCCCAACUUCUGAACAAAUGGAUCGAGAUUCAAGAUUCGCUCAAGAAACAGCUGAUCACAGAGGACAGAUUCAACUGGAAACUACCCACAACAAAAGACCAUUUUUUCACAGGUACAGAAGAACAAAAUCAAGAUUCUCACAGCGGCGAAAGUCAAACCCUAAAGUAUGUGGGUGGCGUUGACCUGAGCUUCUCCAAAGUUGACCCUUCAAUUGCAUGCGCCACCCUAGUGGUUCUUGAUUUCUCCACUCUUGAAUCUGUGUACGAGGAUUACGCCAUUGUUGAGCUUCGUGUUCCUUAUGUUCCUGGAUUCUUGGCAUUUAGAGAGGCUCCAGUGCUUCUAGAACUUCUUGAUAAAAUGAAGAAGACGGCACUUUCGUCGUACCCGCAGGUACUGAUGGUUGAUGGUAAUGGACUGCUUCAUCCUCGAGGGUUCGGAUUGGCUUGUCAUAUCGGUGUUUUGGCUGAUCUUCCUACUAUUGGAGUAGGAAAGAAUUUACACCAUGUCGAUGGUCUCACACAACAUAAAGUGAGACAACUUCUAGAAGAAGAUGGCAAUUCGUGUAGCGAUAUCUUCACUUUGAUCGGUGACUCCGGGUCCACUUUAGGAGCCGCAAUGAAAUCAACUGAAGGCUCACAAAAACCGGUAUUCAUUUCAGUCGGCCAUCGUAUAUCUCUUCACACUGCCGUCAAAAUCGUGAAGCAAUGUUGUAGGUUCCGAGUCCCGGAGCCCAUACGCCAGGCCGACAUCAGAUCGAAGGAUUGCCUUCGGAGGGACAGCAUGCGUAAAAAUGUUUGCUUGUGAACAUCAUCUUUACUAUAAUUAUCUUAUGCUUUGUAUUUGUUUUGUAAUAUACAAAUCUUUAUUUAUAAUAUAUUAAUUGUUUUAAAAUAUACAAAAAGCCUUAUAUAUUCCAACCCAUUGCAAAAAUAAAACACUCAAUAGUCAAUAGAGACACACAUACUGAUAUACAUACAUAUGGCAAAAAGAA